UCCUGCAGACACCUGCUACAGGCCCUGGCUGCUUGCAGAGAAGGCUGCUAGACUUGUAGAUUUGUGCUGUUUGUCCCUGAAAGGAGCUCUGCGAUGCAGCUUGAAACAGCAGGGUGUGUUACUGCAUUGAACAGGUGAAUGUUAGUUUGUGCCAGAGUGAGGAUGCAGUUUGUUCUGAUUCUGAGCUCUUUAAUGCUGCAGUUCUGGCUGUUCUUCCUGCCUUCUGGCAGGUCAUCCCUCAUUCUGCAUCAUCCCUGAACAUGAGCCUGCCAAAACAGCGACGGAAGGUCUCCUGCUCCAUGCUAAACUGCUUUGGUGAGGAUGGCCCUGCAAGCUUGGAAUAUAUUCAGGCCAAGGAUCUGUUCCCCCAGAAACAGCUGGUAAAGGAAGAAGAAAGUUUGCAGGUUCCAUUCCCUGUACUUCAAGGUGAGAGUGUGGAGUACCUUGGUCGUGCAGAUGAUGGCAUCAUUGCCAUUUCAAAUUAUCGCCUUCAUAUCAAAUUCAAGGACUCUGUCAUCAAUACUCAUCAGCAAUGGGUAGAAAAUGAAAUUUCCAUUCCAGGGCGCUGGAUAGAUGGGGUAAGAAGCAGAAAUAUAGUUGGACUGCAUCUUGCAUUAUUAGUAUGUUCAGAUUCCAAGGUGGUAAGGUGCCACUUCUCCACUUUUAAACAAUGUCAAGAGUGGCUGAAGAGGUUAAGUAGAGCAAUAGCACACCCAUUGAAGUUGGAAGAUCUUUUUGCAUUUGCAUAUCAUGCCUGGUGCCUUGGAGUCUAUACUGACGAAGAGGAUCAGCACGCACAUCUUUGCCAGCCUGGAGACCAUGUGAAACACAGAUUUGAGAUGGAAGUUUCCAGGAUGGGUUUUGACAUGCGAAAUGCCUGGAGAAUUUCAGAUAUUAACAGUAACUUUAAGCUGUGUUCAAGUUAUCCCCAGAAAAUAAUUGUACCUGUCUGGAUUACUGAUAAAGAGUUGGAGAAGGUAGCUUCCUUUCGGUCUGGUAAACGGAUCCCAGUUGUUGUUUAUAGACACCUGCGAAAUGGUGCAGUCAUUGCUCGCUGUAGUCAGCCUGAAGUCAGCUGGUGGGGAUGGAGAAAUGCAGACGAUGAGUAUCUUGCAACAUCCAUUGCUAAAGCAUGUGCAUUUGACUCUGGGUCAAGAACAUCUGGUAACAGUAGUGGUGUCAAAAACAAGAAUGAGGGCGAUGAGACUUGUGAUGCAGACUUUGAUUCCUCACUGACUGCAUGUUCCAAUGCUGAAAAUAGUGGAUCCUCACAGAAGCUGCUGAUCUUGGAUGCCAGGUCUUAUACAGCUGCUGUUGCCAACAGGGCCAAAGGUGGAGGAUGUGAGUGUGAAGAGUACUACCCAAACUGUGAGGUUGUAUUCAUGGGAAUGGCUAAUAUCCAUGCAAUAAGGAACAGCUUCCAAGCAUUGCGGGCUGCAUGCAGCCAGAUGCCAGAUCCAAGCAAUUGGCUGUCAACUCUUGAGGGUACAAAGUGGUUGCAGCACCUCUCCAUUAUGUUAAAAGCUGCCACCUUAGUAUCAAAUGCAGUUGAUCGAGAAGGCCGUCCAGUUCUAGUCCACUGCUCAGAUGGCUGGGAUAGGACUCCACAGAUUGUUGCUCUGGCAAAGCUUUUACUGGACCCGUUUUAUAGGACAAUUGAGGGUUUCCAGGUGCUAGUGGAAACAGAGUGGUUGGAUUUUGGUCACAAGUUUGGAGAUCGCUGUGGUCACCAGGAAAAUCUGGAAGAUCAGCAUGAACAAUGCCCAGUGUUCCUGCAGUGGCUAGACUGUGUUCAUCAGUUAAUGAAACAGUUUCCUUGCCUUUUUGAAUUUAAUGAGGCUUUUCUGGUGAAGCUUGUGCAACACACCUACUCUUGUCUGUAUGGAACCUUCCUGUGUAACAAUCUUUGUGAGCGGGAGCAGGCAAAUGUCUACAAACGCACUUGUUCAGUGUGGUCCUUGCUGAGAACAGGAAAUAAGAACUUUCAGAACUUCCUUUAUAUCCCAGGCAAUGAGACUCAGCUCCUUCAUCCCAUAUGUCAUGUCCGUGCACUCCAUCUCUGGACUGCGGUGUACUUACCAACAUCCUCUCCUUGCACACCUGCAGAGGAAAGUAUGGAGCACUACCUCCCCAUGAGCCCGCAGAACCAAGAACUGUGUGCGCGAUCACUGGACAGAUUUCCAAAAACCCGUUCAGUGGACAACUUAUUGGCAGCCUGUGAAGGUGAAGGCACUGCCCCCUUGACACGCACUUCAAGUGACCCCAACCUGAACAAGCACUGUCAGGAUGGACAGGGAAUUAAGGAUAGUGUUGAGGCAACAGUUCCAGUUCCAGAAGAUGAUACAGGACCUACACCUGAUCAGGAAAAUUCUAGUACUGAAGAAAUAGUAGAGAAAGGCCAACAAUCAGCUGAUCCAAAAGGAAGUGAAGAAAGAAAUGAGAACUGUAACAUAGCAGAAGAUAGUUAUCAAAGUUUACAGCCUCCUGGUAAUCCCAAAACUUCACAAGAAUUAAGCAGGGUUACUCACAGUGACUUAACUCAAAGUCAUAAUGUAGCCAAAGAGGUGCUCAAAGCUGGUCCACUCAUCUGUGAUGAAUCGAGACAGUACAGGACUAAUGAGCAAGGUGCUGCUAAUGUGUAUUUGCACAAGAAUUUGUAUACAGACAGGCACUCGCCAAGUAAUUGUGUAUGUCCUUGUGAAUAUUCUGUACUAGAAGUUAAAUAUGGAUUGGGACAGAGUGAUUACUAUUGCAAAAACUGUGCCAUAGUGAACCGGCAGCAUGCCAGUUCAGAAAAUACUAGGGUUAGAAAAGGCCAGUGUGAACAUUUAAGGACUUGUAAAAGGCACGUUUCUCAGAGUCAGUUGUCUGACUUUUCCUUGCUAGCUUCAAACUGGGAAAGCUGCUUUCCAGGAAUGGUUGUGUCUGUGCCUAACAGUGAACUAGGGCAAAGGCAAGCUUUUUCUACUUGUUUCAAUCAAAAACUGAGUAACAAGCAUCUCCGUGGGGUUGCAUCCUCAUUUAUGGCACAGCACUUCCACAAAGACAGCACUAGGCAUUUAGGGCACAGUAAUUCUAGUAUGUGCUCUGUAGCAGUAUCUGCAAAAAACCCUCGCUGUUUCCUAGCAUGUCAUUGUAAAUAUGCAGGAACAGCUAGACAACUAUCUGCCACCUGCUGUUCCUCUCCCUCCCCGCCUUCACACCUGGAUGAGGAUGGCCUUCCAAUCCCUGCUGAUGUGGUCCAGCAGCGGCUGCGACAGAUUGAAGCUGGUUACAAACAGGAGGUAGAGCUGCUGCGUCGGCAAGUGAGGGACUUGCAGAUGAGACUGGAGAGCCGGCCUUGCCAUACUGUGCCUACAGAGCCUGAAGUGGACUACGAGGAUGAUUUUACUUGUCUAAAAGAAUCAGAUGCCAGUGAAGAUGAAGAGUCUGUUUCAGGUCACAGUGAAGAGUGGCUUUCUGAAGCAAGCUGGGAGCCCAUCAACAGAAAAGAUACAGAGGUAACACGGUGGGUCCCUGACCAUAUGGCAAGCCAUUGCUUUAACUGUGACAGUGAGUUCUGGUUAGCCAAGCGCAGGCACCACUGCAGGAACUGUGGUAAUGUAUUCUGUGCCAGCUGUUGCCACCUGAAAGUGCCCAUUCCUGAUCAGCAGCUGUAUGACCCUGUCCUAGUGUGCAACUCCUGCUAUGAUAACAUUCAGGUAUCCUGUGCCAGGGAGCUUAUGAGUCAGCAGUUGAAGAAACCCAUCGCUACAGCAUCCAGCUGAGUAGAGCAACCAGUGAGAACCUGCAAGUUCUAGAGCUUGAUUUGUGACCUGCUCAGCCCUUAAAGCCUGGCAAUACCACAGCAGUAUCUGAAACGGGUGAACAGAGGGGAUGUACUGACUUGGGCACAGUUUAAUUGCACUUUUUUCCACUGUGUACAUUUCAGACUCUGAGAUCAAGAAUAGCUCUAACAGUGGUGGGACAGCACUCCCUUGACUGAGGAUAAGUCUCUGAAAAGAUACUUAUGUCUGAUGCUAGCUGGACAUGGUUUGUCUGUAUUGCACUGCUGGGUUUGGGCAUGCCCAAUUUGUUUUAAGAGGCAAAAGCUUUGGAAAUAAAGAUGUUUCCAGUUUUUCUGACAGUUGUAGAACAGUAUGGUUUUAGGAAAUGAAAGCUUUGGAAAUCAGGAUGUUCGUUUUUCUGACAGCCAUAGAACAAUACCAUCAAAUGCAUGACAUCACCGAUAAAGCUGGUGUCCGGAAAUGAUUUGUAUGCACUUGUGUUGAGAAAGAUGAAGACUACUUGUUCAUGUCACAUUUUGUCUCUCUCUUCAAAUUCCUAUCCAUUGUACUUAUUUCAGAGUUUAUUUUUAAUUUUUAAAGCAUAGGUGUAAUGUAUAUCUUGAAGCAGCAAGCAUACAGUCCGUGAUUUGUGAACAUUAUAUAUUUGGUUAGAAUCAUUGAGACUUAAGUUGCAUACUUGUGAAUCAGGAAAAGGGUAUUGGACGUGAGCCCACCAUGAAGAACAUAGCUGACUCUGAUAUUUAACUAUAGCAAGCAUGAAUGUUCAGUUUUCUACUCAUUCAGUGAGUUGAGGGGGACCAUAGGACUUGAAGACAAAUGGAACUGAGAUUUUUUGCAAAUACCAUUGCUUCUUUGAAUUCUGCACAUUUCUUUGCCCUUACUGUACUGAAUUCAACAGUAUAUGAUUUAAUAUUCUCCAUCUAUUGUGAAUUUGUGCAAUAGGACAAUAAGUAAUUCCAUUGCUUCACUGGCGACAGACGUAUAGUAAGCACUCUGUUCACAUUGUUAACUUGUGCUCUCACGCCUGGUAUUUUCUUCCUGCCCUUUAAUAACCAAGUGCUGACUCUGCCUGCUGAUCCAAAUUACUGGAAAGUCACUAUAUUAUGUUUGAAGUGGUGCAGUGUACAGUAUUUUGGCUGUCUUUUUCAGGGGCUUAAUUAUAAAGUGAUAUGCUGCUAAUGUGA
Protopterus annectens (West African lungfish) is the source of this 4972-nucleotide messenger RNA. RefSeq names its product myotubularin related protein 4 (gene MTMR4). Gene Ontology annotation, biological process: dephosphorylation; regulation of autophagy. Lineage: Eukaryota; Metazoa; Chordata; Ceratodontiformes; Protopteridae. Gene Ontology annotation, molecular function: metal ion binding; phosphatidylinositol-3,5-bisphosphate 3-phosphatase activity; protein phosphatase binding. The record is from RefSeq and is a predicted model, not a curated record. The transcript has 22 exons. Bases 261 to 3767 code for a protein of 1168 amino acids.